Messenger RNA from Trichomycterus rosablanca, 6110 nucleotides. It is a transcript of the gene sack1hb, whose product is annotated as family with sequence similarity 83 member Hb. The coding region runs from base 196 to 3750 and encodes 1184 amino acids. Lineage: Eukaryota; Metazoa; Chordata; Actinopteri; Siluriformes; Trichomycteridae. Gene Ontology annotation, biological process: signal transduction; intermediate filament cytoskeleton organization; protein localization to cytoskeleton. Gene Ontology annotation, cellular component: keratin filament. The transcript has 6 exons. The record is from RefSeq and is a predicted model, not a curated record. Gene Ontology annotation, molecular function: keratin filament binding; protein kinase binding.
AACAGGUUUAGCCGGGACUGGUUUUGGCCUUUGAGCUGAACAGGGCAGGGUGGAGACCAGGAAUGUAACGCGGCGCCCUCACACACUCGGUGGACAGGGGGAAGCGAGUCCCUCCGCGGUGAAGAGAAAAGUUUCUUCACCGGCUACGAUCAACCGCCUUGUUCACGAUUCAAAGACUGUACCCCCUGCUUCAACAUGGCCCAUCGCUCUCAGUGUUCUUCAGUGGGAGAAAACCCACUGGAUCCUAACUAUCUUCCACCGCAUUAUCGGGAAGAGUACAGACUGGCAAUAGAUGCUUUGGUGGAAAAUGACCUCGAUGGAUAUUAUAAAUUUCUGCAAGAUGCCAAUGUUGUUGAGUUUCUGUCAAAGCCAGAGAUCGAGCACAUUAAAAAUAGUCUGCACUUGCCACAAAGUGUUGGAUCUUUACCAGAGCUGCCUUACCAUGAAGUAAAUGAUGAGGGGUCAUCAGAUACUUAUUGGCCACUGCACUCUGACUUGGAUGCACCAGGAUUGGACCUAGGUUGGCCAUUGCAACAACACUGUUUUAUUGGGCCCACAGAAGUCACAACACUGGUAAACCCUUCAGACCCUGAAAUGCCCAGCAUCAAGGAGCAGGCCAGACGGCUAAUCAAAAAUGCACAGCAGGUCAUUGCUGUAGUAAUGGACAUGUUCACGGAUGUUGACAUAUUUAACGAUCUACUCCAAGCUGCUGAGCGCCAUGUGCCCAUUUAUAUACUUCUGGAUGAACAGAAUGCCCAUCACUUUGCUGCCAUGGUGGCCAGCUGCAAAGUUAACUUGGAUAUGGUUCAUAUGAUGCGGGUGAGGACAGUAGCUGGCAUUACAUAUUUCUGUCGCACAGGGAAAUCAUUUAAGGGACAGUUGAUGGACCGCUUUCUUCUAGUUGAUUGUAGAGCAGUGCUCAGUGGAAAUUACAGUUUCAUGUGGUCUUUUGAGAAGAUACAUCGUUGCCUUGCUCAUAUGUUUUCUGGAGAGCUUGUGGCAUCUUUUGAUGAGGAAUUUCGCAUUCUUUUUGCUCAGUCCCAGCCCCUUGUUGUUGAAAAUGCUCUUGUACCUGUUCCAUCCGAUAGCAGUAGUGGAUACAUAAGCAAUCAGUUUGGGUUGAAAAGGUCACAGUCACAGAGGAAUCCCCAAGGAUUUCGACGCCAGACUGAGCUUAUGGCAUACCCUUUUGGAGAUCGCAAUGAGUCUGCUAUGCCCUUUAAGAGGGAUGAUCCGUUCCGCCACACCGUUGAACCCGGAGGUGCUUUGCAUGUCAGCAAAUUUGCUUCACAGCAGUUCAGAAUGCAACAGUCCUUCCUGGAGCCUGGCCGACCACUUGCUUCACGACAGCUAGAUAUGAACACAUAUAAAAGGCACAGCUAUGCAGAAGGCACUUGUGAGAGCUACUCGUCUUCUCGACAGUACAUGAAGCAACGAGUCAUGAACAACUUGGAAGAGAUGGAAGCACAUUUCCAGAGAGACCAACAGUUCUAUCACAGUGAGGGUAUGGGACCAGAAACUGGACAUGGACGCUUUGACCCACUACGGAGCUCUGUUCCUCACCAGCUAGAUCGUUACUCUGACCACAUGUAUCAACCAGAACUUGAAGCACCUGUAAGCCAAAAUGUCUUAUCUUCUGAUGAUCUCGGACAUGAUCUAGAAAGCAAGCAUCAUCAGGGUGGUGGUCAUUUUGCACAACCAAGUCAAAAAAGACCCAGUGUGGGACAAGCUUAUACCUGUCUGAACUCACCCACUCAUCCUCAAGACCACAAGCAAAUGUUUACAGGUGGAGAGCAGGGAAGGUCAACCCAAGACCCGAGUGUAAAGCAGGGGUUACGAAGCUGGAGAAUCAAUUCCUAUCUUAGUGCAUUUGAAAAUGCUGGUGAAGAAGGCUUGCAACAACCUUUAGGCCCUGAUGCCUUUGAUGAGCCACACCAACCUGAAAUCAGAGCAAAAUACCCAGAGGCAUCGGGGCUUUCUUUUAACACACAAGAAAUAACUAAUACACAAAGUAAACAUAAAAUAGAUUUUAGGCCCCGCUAUGGUAAACCCAUUUUACCAGACAGAGACUUAGAAAAACUUAUUGGUUCUGAGCAGACUUCUGCAAGAAAAGCACUUACAUCAACAGAACCAGAGAAUGAAAAAGAAAAGGAUUCAAACAUUCCAAAGGAUAUCAGCAUCACCAAGCACGAAUCCUUCCGAAGCAAAAUCAACCCACUGCUGCAAAGGAGUUCCCGGCUACGUUCGUCCCUCAUCUUUAGCUCAUCUAAGGUAGAGCAACACAGCUCCACAACGCUUCAAGAGGACGAAGACAGCAAGCCAAUCAAAAAAUCUUCCAUUGUAGCAGAGAUUUUAGAGAAGAGAAGAUCUUUUUCUAGGGAACCUUUUGACUGGAACAAGCACAAAAAGACAGAAGAAAAAGACAGAAAUGCCCCUGCACAAGAACUUCUAAAACCAGUGACUUCUAAACCAGAGGACACCAAAGAGGUGACUUCUAAACCAGAGGAUACCAGUAAGACGACUUCUGCCAUGGACACCAAAGAUAUCAAAGUGGAAUCUAUUAAUCCUGUACCUGAAAAACAAGACCUGCAACCAGAGGCAAAACCGACAACACCUUCGCUGACCUUGACUGAUCCAGCAAGCCGUCUGCAGUAUUUUAAUGAACUGUCUCAAAAGAGAAGAGAGUCAAAAUCAGAUCUAGAAUUUUUUACUUUUAACAAAAGUCAAGAACCACAGCCAAAAAAGCCAGACAUUACUGAAAAUCCAUCAAGUUCAGCAACCACAGUUUCGUCUGUUGACAUAACGAUUACAGAACCCAUCUCAACAACAAUACCAGCAGAUUCUGCUACAAAGCCAUCCGUGCUCAUAUCAAACUCACAGCCGAGUGACAGCUCAGUGCUGACAGAUGAAUCCACAGAUGCAACAAAGAAAGACACAGCCAAGGAACCACCAAGACCAACCAAGCCUCUUCCGUCACCAAAGUUUUUUAAGAGAGAUGCACUCAAACCUUUCAAAAGUCCUAACCAACGCCGCAUCUCAUGUGGUGAUGAUAUUCUUACAGAUGCAACAGAUGCUGAAAAGAGUGAAUUUAAAAAGUCUCGAAGCUUCAGCACAUCAGGCAUGACACGAUCAGAGUCUAAGGAAAGUCUUAACUUAAGCCGACAGGGCUCCAGCAUGUCUCUUAAUGUCACAGAGGGCAAAGACACAAAGCCCCUUGACUUUUUUAAGAAGCAUACACAGAAACUAAAGGGCAUUCUUGCACCCAAAGGAGAGAAAAAAAAUGCAGCAGCAUCAGUCACAGCUAAGGACGAGCAAAUGAAAACUGUACCAGAAGUAGCAGAGGAGCCACCCACCAAUGUAAAAGAAACAAACGCUGACUUGACGUCAGCGUCAACUAAGAAUUCCAAGUCAACAAAUAAACCAAGUCAAUCGCGCUAUCAGUCCUCCACCUCUAAUGUCUUAUUUAGCAGCAACCUGAGAGAUGAUACCAAGGUAAUCCUUGAACAAAUUUCUGCGAACAGACAGGAGCUUACCAAGCAGGCAGAAGAGACUGGAAGUGCUGAGGGGGGAAAAGGAGGUCACGUUUCAAACCUGGAUCGUGAGCCAUUCCAGCGUUACCAGACCCGGAACCGGUUCACCCGAGCUCCACCUAACCCACAAGAGCGGGAUACCUUGCUAAAGAGAAUAGAGAGCAUGCGCAAAGAGAAGAAGGUCUACAGUCUCUUUGAGAUUGGGAAUAACCUUGGAUAAUGAAACAUGCUGGAGGGGCAUACCAUCUAUGAAACAGUCUGAGACCACAGAACUCUAGAAUGUGCCAGACCUUGAUGUAAAAAACGCCACAGCGCACAGAAACAGCACAACCUCAUAUAGGAGGGAUCUUUCUGAAGCAAAGAAAUAGUCCUCAGAUUGUGCCAAUAAGCUUUCAGUCGACAGACUGAAAUAUAUAUCUAUCUAAAAAAAAAAAUCAGCAGACAAUGCUUUGUGUUAGGAAACAAACAUGAUUGCAGAAUGGAUAAACCACAACCAGCCAAAUGGAAUUUUAUAAGGCUUUAUGAUGUGUGUUGAUCGGAGUUCAGUGUUUGUAACAUGUCAAUAUAACUCCAUUUUAGGUGUGGCAAAGUGGACUGACAUGCCUAGACAGAAUUCUAAGCACGAGAGGAAAAACUCUCUCUCCAAGACACGUCAUGCUGGAACCACGCCUGUGGCUUAGCUGUGCCAACGGAAUACAGCCAUUAAGAAGUCCAAGCAGGACUGGUUUAAAACAAAACCUCAGCUUACGAGGAAGAAACAAAGCAAUAUUAAGAUGUACAAAAGUGAAUGUUAAAAGAGCUUAAGAAUUGACUGAGGAUGUGGGUGGAAAAUCUCAACAUGAGAUUGAAAGGAAUAUGUAGAAAGUUGUUCAAAAGUUUGCUAAGACAAUGAAGGUCACUAUUAAGAAAACAAACUAAAAGUUAUUAACAGAAACGGUAUUCCCCUUGUAGGGGCAAAUAUGUUCUUAUCCUAACCGCAACAAAGAUUGACAUGUUAAAGGAUCUUCCCAUUGUGCUCUCUAUCAUACUGAGACAGUGAAAUCAAUACAAGCAUUAUCUGCUGUAUAACCCAGAUUGUCCUAGAAUUUGUUUUUUUAAGUCAAAAUUAUAUUUUAACACAUACUUUUUACAGUUACUUCUAGUUUUACUGUCUCAAUAACUGGAGGACAAUGUACAAACCCCAUUUCCGUAGAAGCUGGAACACUAUUAUAAAAAAUAUAAUAAAACCUAAAAACUUCUUAACUAACAAGGGUACAAUGAAAACAUUUUCAAUGUUUUUACUGACAAAACCUAAUAGUAUUUUGUAAAUAUAAAUAAAAAAAAUAGAAUGUGACGCCUGCAACACACUCAAAAAAGUUGGGACAGAGGCAAAAUAAAGUUACACAAGUAACACUGUUCUGGAAGGUUCCUCAAUAGCAGUUCUACUGGUAUCAGGUGAGAUCAUCAAGAUUCAGUAUAAAAGGAGCAUCCACUAAAGGCUUAGUCUUUGCAAGCAAGGAUGGGUCAUGGUUCAUGAAAGGAUUGUCAGUCAGCUGAAAAACAAGAUUGCAACGAAUUUCUUUCACCACCUACAGAUCAUAUCAUUAAAGGAUUCAGGGAGUAAGAUGCAGACGCGUAUGGAGAGACAAAUGCUACCAUCAAGACGACAUCUUUUUCUUGGAACUUGAUGUCUAUUUUAGCUGGACUAUACUAGACUUCAUUUUCCACAAAUUACAACAGUGUGGCUUCAUAGAGAGAGAGAGAGAGUAUGCACUUGACUCAAAUCUGACUACUACUGUAAAUGUAUGGCACAUUAUGAAGCUGUAGAAUAGUGGUUAAGGUACUGGACUAGUAACCAGAAGGUCGCUGGUUCAAGCACCACCACUGCCAGGUUACUGUUGCUGUUGGGCCCUUGAGCAAGGCCCUUAACCCUAAAUUGCUCAGACUGUAUACUGUAACUGUAAUGUAAGUCGCUUUGGAUAAUAGCGUCUGCUAAAUGCCGAAAAUGUAAAUGAAGAGGAAAAUUAGACGAUGAUGAGCACAGACUUUUGAGCAGCAAAAGUUUGUAUCCAGCAAGAACAGAACUCUACCUACAACACUGCAACGAUUUAUAUAAAUUCCCAAACGAUUAAGGUGAUGUUACCUAGUCGUGAACAUGCCUCUGUCCGCCUUUUUGAGUGUUUUGCAGGCAUCAAUUUCUAAAUUUGUUUUUAUUUAACAAAUAGAAAGUGUCUCAACUUUUUUUGAAAUGGGGGUUGUAUGUAAAUAUGACUUUGUAUUGACCAUGCCAUUACAAACAUAUUUUAUUAUACAUGGUUAGUUAUAUAAUGUCUCAGGUCUGGGCCUAGGCUCAAUAAUGUCAAUGCAAAGUUUUAAUUAUAGUACCAGACAAACAGGUAUUACAGAAUACCAAAGAAAACUAUGCACCCAACAAGGUGCAUGCUGUAAAAUAGUAGUGUUUGAUAAAGUCUGAUCAAAUUUAAUAAUUGGUACAGUGUUGAUUACCAAUAACUUGAGGCAAUUGUCAUUUUUUUUAUUUUGGAAAAAUGUAGUCAAGUCAUUUUUGUAUUAUGUGAAUAAAUGAAAAGAAAGAAUUGUAAA